GUCGUCUUUAAAACCGCCUUCUCCUCUCUCUCCUUGUAUCUCUGUGUUUGUUGCGUGCCUGAUUGGAUUGGCAGAAGAAAGAAAUGGAAUCCCUGCCGUCUAUUUCCCCCUCCAUGUCGAUCGUAUAUCAACAGUGGCCGAGACGGAGGAUGUUCUUCACCUGCCCUAGAAGAAGACAUGAUCGUAUACCUGCCGCAUCGUUUUCCUCUUUCUUGAGCACAAGCACACCCAUUUCUCACUUCCCCGAACCUUGUUCAAUGACCCCAAGGGGACGAAGAAGAGAAACGACCGCAUGCGGAUCCAGCACCCGAGGAGGGGAUGCUGGGGAAGAUGACGGUAACGAUCUGGAAAAGGCACUUCACAUGGACGGAAGUAUUCCAGGGACCUCCGAUGAGUUCGUGAAGCAGGUAUCUUCCCGCGCCUACGAUAUGCGCCGACACUUAGAACAGACCAUAGAUUGCAGCAGCUAUGAUGUUUUGGAGGCCAAUCCAUGGAGAGAAGCAUCAAAACCUGUUUAUGUGCUGACCCAAAGGGAAAAUCAACUGUGCACAAUGAAAACACGAAGAAGUCGCAGUGAGGUCGAAAGAGAGCUUGGGCUACUGUUUUCUAAAGGUGGAAAAUGGAGAUCAGAAAUUGGAAAUACAGCUAAGCCCAGGACCAGCACAAAGUUCCAUAUGCUUGUUGAGGAUAUCAGGGAAGGAGUCCUUGUCUUUGAAGAUGAGCACGAUGCGGCAAGAUACUGUGAUCUACUACAGGGAGGAGGCCAAGGUUGUGAAGGCAUUGCAGAACUUGAGGCAGCAUCGGUAUUUGAUAUUUGCCGCAAAAUGAGGGCUCUUGCUGUUCUGUUUCGUCGAGGAAGAACGCUGCCUUUGCCCGAAAGCCUCCAGCAGAAUUUGAAAGCGAGAAAGCGGUCACUGGAAGACCGAGAGGAUUUGAUUUGAAGCUAUACUUACGCUAAAAUGCAUAAUUGUAUAUUGUCUGAUAUUUCUAUAUGCGCUGUCAUCUCCAAUAAAGUUAAUAAAGGUGUUGUUCAUGCU
Messenger RNA from Magnolia sinica, 1037 nucleotides. RefSeq lists its product as uncharacterized. NCBI's taxonomy places the organism in Eukaryota, Viridiplantae, Streptophyta, Magnoliopsida, Magnoliales, Magnoliaceae. Bases 84 to 941 code for a protein of 285 amino acids. The record is from RefSeq and is a predicted model, not a curated record. The transcript is spliced from 5 exons.